AGGAAAAAAUCAAACCGUUAGAGCUUGAAGAAGUAUUCUGAUGUCUGUUUGACAAGUUCAACCAACAAGCUCUUUCGGGCCAAGACAAGACCAACUCGGGGGCAAAGGAUCCAAGAGACGAACUUGGGACUGGACGCCCGCAAAAUGCUUUUUAAGAGGCGCGAACCUCGGUAACCCCAAAAACUGCCGACCCCACUUGCUAGAUACAACCAUACAAAAGAACCAAGGAGUACGGAGGGUGAGAUUGUUGCAGCAACCUCAUUCUGUAAGCAGCGUUGGAGAAGAAAAAGGCUCUCCAAGAAACAAAUAAGAGAGACAAACCAGUGUUUUUUUUGGUUUAAUUAUAUUUUACAGAGUCGUUAAAAAGGAGGAAAAUGUCGGAUGACACAGCAAACCGGAGGCUAGAGGCCAUCAGCCGCCAAGUGUCGGCAAGCGGCUCGGCCGAUGCAUCGUCGUCGGCAAGUCUACCGAAGCUCGUCAAGGUAGCGGGAGAGUCGACAGCACCCAGGGCUGCGGAAAAGGUGGUCAUAAUCACAGGCGCCAACUCCCCCAUGGGAAUCGGCCGUGCCACGGCCCACCAGUUCGCCCAGAACGGCGCCCGGGCCGUCUACCUGUGCGACUUUGACGACUCGCACCUCGAGGCCCACAAGAGCGAGAUUACGUCUCUGUACGGCCCCGAUGUCGACGUCCACGUCCGCCAGUUCGAUGCCUCUGACGAGGCGGCAGUCAAGGCCGUCAUCGACGACGCCGUGGCCCGCUACGGCCGCCUCGACGUCUUCUUCGCCAACGCGGGCAUCGUUGGCCCCGCCACCAUGUUCCAGGACGUCGACGCCGAGGGCUUCAUGCGCUGCCUGGCCGUCAACACGCUCGGUCCCUUUUUGGCGGCCAAGCACGGCGCGGCGGCCAUGGCCAAGGUCGGCGGUGGGGGCAAGUCGGUCUCAGGCGGGAGCAUCAUCAUGACGGCGUCGGUGGCGGGCCUGCGGUCCAACGCUGGGCCGACGCCUUACUCGGCCUCCAAGGCCGCCGUCGUGUCCAUGGCCCAGACGCUGUCGUACCAGCUCACGGGCACCGGCGUCCGCGUCAACGCCAUCUGUCCAGGUCUGAUCGAGACGGGCAUGACGGCGCCCCUGUUCGAGAUGGCGAGGGCCAAGGGCAACGAGAGGAAGGUCGGGCAGCUCAACCCGCUCAGGAGGGCCGCGCACGCUGACGAGGUCGCCCGCGUCGCCCUCUUCCUGGGCAGCGACGAGAGUUCAUACGUCAACGGCCAGGCCUGGGCGGUGGAUGGGGGUUUGAGUGCAGGGCACCCGUACGUCCCGGGCAAGAUGAGCUAGAUGAGGAGGGUGAUGGGAUGUGGAAGAGGUGAUGGCUUUUUUCCCCCACUCUGGCUAGUUCACAAAAUUUAUCUGUCAGCAUUUUGUGUCGAUUGUUUCCUGAUCAAUUUUAUGACGAGAAACAAUCUCGAUACAAAUCUCACUACAAGACUGUAGCUUUUUUUUGUGGUUAGAUUUGUAUCAAAUAGCCGGUAAAAAGAUGCGAGAUGGGCAAGGAAAAUCACAGCCAGUUCCAAAAUUUAAUUCAGAUUGUCAAAGUGAAAAUUUGACCCACCAACCCGCCCACCCAC
This is a messenger RNA of Pyricularia oryzae 70-15, 1621 nucleotides long. RefSeq names its product 3-oxoacyl-[acyl-carrier-protein] reductase. NCBI's taxonomy places the organism in Eukaryota, Fungi, Ascomycota, Sordariomycetes, Magnaporthales, Pyriculariaceae. The transcript is spliced from 2 exons. The record is from RefSeq and is a predicted model, not a curated record. Bases 375 to 1331 code for a protein of 318 amino acids.